AUGGCUGUGUACGUCCUGCCCCAAGCCGACAUCAAAAAGGCUCUCAAAGAUCUUCAAUGGACCCUGGACAUUCAUUGUUGGGCCAGUAUUCAGUAUGAGCGUAUGGAUGGGGACGUGACCAUGAGGUGUGGCUCUCUGGACAGCGAUGCCAGCGUGACAUGGAAGGUAAACGGGACGGACGUGAAGGCACACCACCGGGAGGAGGGGUCGAGACUCAUACUGAUGGAGGUGGACCUCUCAAACAACGGACUCUACAGCUGCUUUCAGAACCCCAAUGGAGAACGACGGGACCAGAUCAACCUGCGCAUCGGAACCUCGCCUCGGGAACCCACGGUGACGUGUCGAUCCAACACCUACCCUAAAGGUUUCUACUGUAGCUGGCACCUUCAGCACCCCACCUCCAUACCCACAGAGUUCGACGUCACCGUCCUACACAACCAGGAGUCCCUAGAAGUAACAAGGGAUGUGGUCCAUAAGAACCGCUGCCACGUUCUGUUCCCUGAGGUGUUCAGUAGCUACCCCUACAGAGUCAACGUUACAGCUGUCAACGCCCUGGGAAAAGCCUCCACCACCAUCACCUUUGAAGAGAUCAACAUAGUGAAACCAGACCCCCCUGAAAGGGUGGUGGCCACUCCCAUCCCCAGCAACGUGCGUCGUUUAGAGGUCACCUGGAAUAGCCCUUCUACCUGGCCUGAUGUAGAAAUCUUCCCCCUGAAGUACUUCCUACGAUACAGACCCCUCAUCAGAGACCAGUGGCAACACGUGGAGUUGUCAGACAGUAUGGCCCACACCAUAACGGAUGCGUAUGCAGGGAAGGAGUACAUCAUCCAGGUGGCGGCUAAGGACAUGGAGAUCGGCACCUGGAGUGACUGGAGCGUCGCGGUGCAUGCCACCCCCUGGAUGGACAAACCCCAACAGAUCCCCUCCACCACUGAGCAGGAACCACUCCACGAGACUACACCCUCCCUGGCCCCUCCCUCAGCAGAGCCCCAUAGGGCAGGUGUCCCAGUGGGCAGAGCUUCAUCGUCCCGACACCUCCCCUCACCCCUCCUCUGGUCCUCCUGUCUGCUGCAAGGGGCCCUAACUCUGGCCCUGAUAUGAUGGUUUAUUCCUGUGGAAGAAAUUGAGGAGUCUUCUUCGUCUAUUUUGCACAUAUUAAUGGACAUCCUGCAUUGAUCAUUUAUUUCAAGUUUCACACAACGUUAAAUAGAAAGUGAAGAUGUGAUGAAGUCAAAGUUAAAAUAAAAGUUUUCUACAGAAAAAAACCCCAUCAACUACUCACAACAACAGCAGGUACUAACAGCAGAACUACAGUACUGCACAAAAGCAGACAUCAUUGAUUGGACAACACAGAAGCAGACAUCAUUGAUUGGACACCACAGAAGCAGACAUCAUUGAUUGGACAACACAGAAGCAGACAUCAUUGAUUGGACAACACAGAAGCAGACAUCAUUGAUUGGACAACACAGAAGCAGACAUCAUUGAUUGGACAACACAGAAGCAGACAUCAUUGAUUGGACAACACAGAAGCAGACAUCAUUGAUUGGACAACACAGAAGCAGACAUCAUUGAUUGGACAACACAGAAGCAGACAUCAUUGUUUGGACAACACAAAAGCAGACAUCAUUGAUUGGACAACACAGAAGCAGACAUCAUUGAUUGGACAACACAGAAGCAGACAUCAUUGAUUGGACACCACAGAAGCAGACAUCAUUGAUUGGACAACACAGAAGCAGACAUCAUUGAUUGGACAACACAGAAGCAGACAUCAUUGAUUGGACAACACAGAAGCAGACAUCAUUGAUUGGACAACACAGAAGCAGACAUCAUUGAUUGGACAACACAAAAGCAGACAUCAUUGAUUGGACAACACAGAAGCAGACAUCAUUGAUUGGACAACACAGAAGCAGACAUCAUUGAUUGGACAACACAGAAGCAGACAUCAUUGAUUGGACAACACAAAAGCAGACAUCAUUGAUUGGACAACACAGAAGCAGACAUCAUUGAUUGGACAACACAGAAGCAGACAUCAUUGAUUGGACAACACAAAAGCAGACAUCAUUGAUUGGACAACACAGAAGCAGACAUCAUUGAUUGGACAACACAGAAGCAGGACUGUGUCUCCAUGGAGCUCCAGGCUUGUUAGUGGAUCUGAGACUGUUAAGACUUCUCUUCAGCAGCACAGUGGACUGAUUCCAUUCUCCAAGUAAAAAAACAAAAAACUUUUUCAUUCAUUAUUCAGUGAAUUUUGAGACACUUGUAAGAGAUCCCGAGAUCCCCUUUGUCAUCAUUUGUGGUGACAUACAGCUAACUCAUCAUGCCAAAGACUUGUCUUGGAGAAGGUUUCCCACAAUCCUCAGCUUCCUUAAGCCUGUGCCUGUGGAGAAGGGAUGGAAUCCAGAGAAUUCCGGGAUUCUGUAUCUGACAUCCGACAACCAACAUGACAUCCAAUCCAUCACGAUAUAAACAACAACACAUGACAUAAACAACAACAUAACAGAGAACUAAAACACACAUUGGAGAAAUCCUGAAUUAGAGUUCUAAUAGCUUUCUACUGCACCCAGCGAUCGCCAAGAGAGUAGAGCUGUUAAAACACAGUGGAUUUGAGAGCAAUUCAUCUCCAUCAUCGUCGUCUGUUUGGGACUUUACCAUUGAGGAAGUAGAUUGCCUUACAAUACAUGACUUUAAAAGGAUAAGGGUCUAUCUGCAAAAAGUUGAUUCUGAGGUAAUUGGCUUUAAUGUUCCGAAACCUCAUUGGUUUGAACGGUGUGAUCAAUUUUAACAUGUAGUCUUUACCAACAUAUUUACAGCACUAUAUAGGUAGACAUUGUACAGAACACAAAAUAUUUCAAUAACUCAGUUUUCACAAAAAUGCAGAUAGACCCAUUCAAUUCCAAGCUCUCGAUUAGGCCCUCAGUCCUCUGGCAGGUGGACUAUGUACUCUGUAGAAAGACAAGCUCUCGAUUAGGCCCUCAGUCCUCUGGCAGGUGGACUAUGUACUCUGUAGAAAGACAAGCUCUCGAUUAGGCCCUCAGUCCUCUGGCAGGUGGACUAUGUACUCUGUAGAAAGACAAGCUCUCGAUUAGGCCCUCAGUCCUCUGGCAGGUAGACUAUAUACUCUGUAGAAAGACAAGCUCUCGAUUAGGCCCUCAGUCCUCUGGCAGGUGGACUAUGUACUCUGUAGAAAGACAAGAGUUUAAUUUAUAGUUCCAUUGACUUUUCAAAAUGUGUUUUUGCAGUUUACAUUUUAAUAGCCAAUAUCACAAGUUCAUAUUAUUACAAGGAAAACUGUUGUGCAUUAUUACAUGUUUAAUAUUGAAUAAUAAAACACACACAGGAUCUACACACACACACACACAGGACCUACACACACACACACACACACACACAGGAUCUACACACACACACACAGGACCCACACACACACACACACACACACACACACACACACACACACACACACACACACACACACACACACACACACACACAGGACCUACACACACACACACACACACAGGACCUACACACACACAGGACCUACACACACACACAGGAUCUACACACACACACAGGACCUACACACACACACACACACACACAGGA
This is a messenger RNA of Oncorhynchus keta (chum salmon), 3606 nucleotides long. Its product is annotated as ciliary neurotrophic factor receptor subunit alpha-like. Gene Ontology annotation, cellular component: external side of plasma membrane; membrane; signaling receptor complex. The record is from RefSeq and is a predicted model, not a curated record. Gene Ontology annotation, biological process: cytokine-mediated signaling pathway. Lineage: Eukaryota; Metazoa; Chordata; Actinopteri; Salmoniformes; Salmonidae. The coding region runs from base 1 to 1101 and encodes 366 amino acids. The transcript has 8 exons. Gene Ontology annotation, molecular function: cytokine binding; cytokine receptor activity.